Molecule: messenger RNA, 3311 nt
Organism: Solanum dulcamara
Lineage: Eukaryota; Viridiplantae; Streptophyta; Magnoliopsida; Solanales; Solanaceae
Product: pentatricopeptide repeat-containing protein At2g30780-like
Exons: 6
Coding region: 502-2013 (503 amino acids)
Molecular function (GO): mRNA binding; protein binding
Source: RefSeq, a predicted model, not a curated record
UUAUACAUUUGGUGAUUUGUCAAAAACAAGUAUCAAAAUACUCCAACUGGCUCGAUCUCUCUUUCGCCAUUCUUAUCUGAAGCGGCAACUCUGAGAUUCACCAAAUUGUACUAAGCACGAACAAUUUCUCUGAAGCUUCAUCUUUUUCGUCUUCGGCUUCGUCGUCUGUAUCUGGUCUCCUUCGAUUUUCUUACCCUUUGUCACCGUCUCAAGGUACGCCGCACUGCUUGCGUCGCGCUCAUCACAGAGUUUUGCUCUGUUCCCUCCGCCUGCUUGCGUCGUGCUCAUCUGUUCACCCACUUCACCGAGACUGUGAGAUAGAAAGUCUCGAGAAACAAACAGAGUUCUGCGCCGUUCCCUCCGCCUGCUUACGUCGCGUCGGGUUUGAAAUUGUUCCGUUUGUAGAGAAAAUCAGUGAAUGAACUGAUUUAACCAUUUGAAAAUUACACUUUUAUAUUUUUAUGUAAAUUAGGUAUCUAUCUACCUAUUUGUCAAUUGUCAAUGAUGAAGAGGGUAUGGAGAAUCCCAGAGAAGGAAGCAAUUCUCCAAAGAUUUUCUGAAGAUUAUAGAAAGUGUUACACAAUUGGACGAGGUUCAGCUAAUGCGUUGUGGAUCCGAGGACUAGCAGGCAAGGCAUCUUCUUCCCAAUCCGCCUGGCCACGGGUAUUUACUUUAUUCGCAGACAAGUGUUGUCCUGCCGAUUCGUUGGUCAAACAGGAUAUGAGAGAAAAGGUCUCACAUUUAAAGGAUGAGCUGUUAGCAUACAGUGGUGAUGCUGAAAAGAUUGAGAAAUUAUUAGCAGAUAGAGGGGUUUUGUUGUUUAAUAGGUAUGCAGAUGGUUCUGCGGUUGUUGAGCUCUUAAAUCAGCUAAAAUCUUCGCCCGGACUAGCACUCCAGGCUUUUGACUGGAGAAGAAGACAAUUGGAUUACCGGACUCCCAUGACAGUUGAGGAGUAUUCCAAGGCUAUUGUUGUGGCAGGAAGGUUAAAGAAUGUUGAUCUUGCAGCCGAACUAUUCAAGGAAGCUUCCACCAAGCGACUCAAAUCGACCUCUUUAUAUAAUGCCCUUAUGACUGCUUACAUGCUCAAUGGUUUGGCUGUUAAGUGUCAAUCAGUUUUUUGGGACUUGAAGAUGGAAGCAACAUGUACCCCAACUAUUGUAACAUACAACACACUGAUCUCUCUGUUUGGAAGAUUAAUGCUGAUAGAUCACAUGGAGGCAACCUUACGGGAAAUAAAUGAUUUGGAUGUCUGCCCAAAUGUUGGUACGUACAACUAUUUAAUUGCUGGGUAUAUCACAGCGUGGAUGUGGGAUGAUGUGGAGAAGACGUAUAGAAUCAUGAAUGCAGAAAGUAUCAAACCUGAUCUUACUACCCAUUUAUUGAUGCUUCGAGGAUAUGCACAUUCUGGUAAGUUGGAUAAGAUGGAAGAAAUCUAUGAGCUUGUCAAAGGUCAUGUAGAUCGGCAUGGAAUCCCAUUAAUUCGAUCUAUGAUAUGUGCUUAUAGUAAAAGUUCUGAUGUAAAUAAAGUUCAAAAGAUUGAAGAAUUGCUGAGGUUGAUUCCUAAAGAUGAUUAUAGGCCUUGGUUGAAUGUCAUAGUAAUAUGUUUGUAUGCAAAGGAGGAUCUAUUAGACGAGAUGGAAAAUUCAAUAAAUGAGGCAUUUGAAUGUAACACAUCCGUCACAACAGUUGGUGUCAUGCGUUGCAUCAUUUCAAGUUACUUCCGAAACAAUGCAGUGGACAAACUUGCUAAUUUUGUUAGCCGUGCGGAAUGUGCUGGUUGGAAAAUAUGCAGGUCCCUUUACCACUGCAAGAUGGUUAUGUAUGCAUCACAAAGGCGGCUCAUUGAAAUGGAGAGAGUUCUUAGCGAGAUGGAUAAAGUGAAUUUGAACUUCUCAAAGAAAACAUUUUGGAUAUUAGUUAAAGCCUACACAACUUGGGGGGAAAAGGAUAAAUGUCAGCAGAUCUUGGGUAUGAUGUGCAGGCAUGGAUAUGGAAUUCCUAUAAAUGGAUAAAGUUGGUAGUUCAUAUUUCAAUUUCCUUCCAUCAUAGUUCUACGACGGUUAACCUGAUUGUAGUAUUGUUGGAAUUUGGGAUUUUGAUGAAGCAGCAGACGACACUCUAUUUAGUUCUUCUCUUUUGUUUGUUCCCCCUUGUUGCUGAUAUACGACAGGCUAAAAUCUCAAGUGAUGAUAGUAUUUCUAUGAUAUAGAAAAGUUAAUUCAAGCAUGUGGGAACAACAUGUCUUCUUAUUGCCAAAAUAAUUCAAAUUGAGGGUAUUUUAAACUUCUCAUAGUUCUUAACUAUAUACCAUGCCUUUUUAUGUGAAACUAAUUUGCCAUGCAUCACUUCUCACUUCUCCAUUUUGCUUUAUUUGUGGCUCUAAAUCUUCUAUAGCCUUUUUGGUUCAUCGCCAUCCAGCUUGUCUGGGUCUUAGCAUCAUCUCUCCACUAUUAACUUAAUCUGUCUCUACACUCUCUUGGAGAUUUAUGUUGUUCCACUGCCUCUGAUCGUGGUUGUUGUUCGAUGCAGACAUUCAUAUGAAACUCUGUAACCCAUUACUUUGGUCCACUCCAAAUACAGCUAAUUCUGCUGCAGCGGCGGGGGGAGGAGUUGGUGCUAUUGCUGUUUUGAGUAAUGGACAGCUUCAUCACUUUGGUCCACUCCAAAUACAGCUACUUCUGCUGCUGCAGUGGCGGUGGGAGACUAGUGAAAUGGGUCAAGUUUGUAAUCUGGAAGGAAACGAAUAAGGCUGUUGAUAAGUGAUAGCACAUACUGGAUAAAUGUGAUGUCUAAUCAGCUUUGUAUCAGUCCAGCCCCAUCUUUAUUGGUCCUGAAGAGUAUUGAAUGUUAGACCAACUGCUUUUUUCUUCAUCAAAUGCAAUCUUUGGUCAGAUGAAAUUCACCAACUGUAUUCUAGUGCACAGGAUGUCUUCAACUCAACUCAACUUUAUGCUGUUUCAAUGAGUGAUUCAGAGAAUAUGGCUUCUAAAAUGCCCGGCUACAACAGGGGAGGCUAUGCACUCUAUAAAUUAAUGGUACAAGAUCGUUUGCUGAAUGAGAGGAUUUUGUAGGCUCGUAAUCUCGUCUACCUGAUUUAUACACGUUUGUCUCUCAGUCCUUGAUGUGCAAUCUCAUGCUGUGAUAUUUCAUUGAUCAAAAGAAAAACUCCCCAUGGAAAAUAUAAAUGAGCUAACAUGCACAGAUUAUGCAAUUUAGUCAUAUUGAAUUGCAACAAAACGCAUUUGUCUUUGCUUCUUUGCUAUGUAUUGAACUGUAUUAGUUUUGUUUUAUCACAAGAUUUAUUCGAAUA